Telopea speciosissima is the source of this 1074-nucleotide messenger RNA. Its product is annotated as protein FAR-RED IMPAIRED RESPONSE 1-like. Gene Ontology annotation, biological process: regulation of DNA-templated transcription. The transcript has a single exon. Gene Ontology annotation, molecular function: zinc ion binding. Lineage: Eukaryota; Viridiplantae; Streptophyta; Magnoliopsida; Proteales; Proteaceae. The record is from RefSeq and is a predicted model, not a curated record. Bases 1 to 1074 code for a protein of 357 amino acids.
AUGAAGAACGGAUCAAGCUUUCUCUCAGAUCUCAAAAAAUGUGUACAUCGGUAUGUUGAGGAAGUACAAUUUGAGUCUGCAUGGGAAGAAUUACGGAUUAACUAUGGGGUUGAAAAUAAUUCAUGGUUAAAUCGUUUGUAUGAACUUAAAGAGAAGUGGGUCAGAUAUUAUAUGAAUAAUACAUUUGCAGGAGGUAUACGGAGUACACAACUGAGUGAAAGUAUAAACGCUGAUUUGAAAAACUAUACAAAAUCUACUCUAGAUGUUGUGCAGUUUUUUAAGCAUUUUGAAAGGGUAAUCAAUGACAAGCAUGCUAAUGAAUUGAAGGCUGAAUUUGAUGCAAGAAAUAAGCUCCCAAAGAAUAUGUUUUCCCGUAUAAAAAUUAUUAAACAUGCAGGAGAAGUUUACACUUCAGAAAUCUUUAACUUAUUUCAAGAUGAGUUUUUAAUGGUUGGUGAUUGCCACAUUAAAUGGAAGAAUGAAAGUUCUAGUCUGCGGGAGUUUGGUGUUGGUAUAGAUGAUCAGGAGAUUGAAUUUAAAGUUGAGUGUAAUCCAUCUGAGUCUAUUGUUCAAUGUAGCUGUAGAAAGUUUGAGACAUUUGGCAUUCUAUGUUGUCAUGCAUUGAAAGUUUUGGACUUGUUAGAUAUCAAGUCAAUUCCUACAGCAUAUAUUUUGAGUAGAUGGACACGUGCUGCAAAAAGCAUGAUGAUUGAAGAUAGCAGGGAAAAAGUGAUUGUGGAACAUGUUAAUUUGGCUUCCACACAACAUUAUAUAUUGCUAUGCCGUAAACUGGUAAAACUUGCAUCCGAAGCAUCCAAUUCAGUAGAUGGAUAUGAUUUGGUGAACAAUGCUGCUACUGACUUGUUUAAACAAGUACACAAUCUUGUCAAGGAUGCCCCACACCAAGUUGAGUUAACUGAGGAGCCUAAUCUGAAUAUUGCUAAAGGGCUUAAAAAGAAAGAGAAGAAAAAGAUAGAGGGCAAAAAUACUACAAAGCGAUUGAAAAGUUGUUUGAAAACACAGGGAAAAAGGACAAAAAGCCCUACACCAUCUAAUUUAGUAAGUUUGACUUAA